Cuscuta campestris is the source of this 2539-nucleotide messenger RNA. The record is from the annotation of a GenBank genome assembly. NCBI's taxonomy places the organism in Eukaryota, Viridiplantae, Streptophyta, Magnoliopsida, Solanales, Convolvulaceae.
AGUACAUAAUUUACAAAUGUCGAACCAUAGGAAUGGUUCCAUGCAUAUGAAAGAACAAAAACAACAACAAACCAAUACAAGAUAUCUAAAUAUCAGCUAAAACAAAUGCACAUAAUUGUGGCGCGCAGGCCAAACAAACUAAACAUGAAUCAAGUCAUACUCAACAGAUGGAUACCCCAAGUCCAAACCCUUGUUAAAACUAAUUCCAAGCUUCUAGUUACAUGCAUCACCAAGAGCAGUAGUAUGGUAAGCCAAAAACAAGAGCAUAGAGGGAGCAUAUGUUGAAGGCAUUGACAGCUCAACCAACACAUACUCCCUCUACAAGGACCAGGUACCAAAGUUCUUCCAUGAUCGUCAGACCAAAGUACUUCCAAACUCAUCACAAAAAGGUUUCCCAAAGGCGCAAGCAACAUCAUCAUCUCCUAUGUACACAAACUCCUCAAAUGGUGGGGUCUACCCACCGAGACCCAUACCAUUGAGUAAUCAUCCACCCAAGGCAGGUGAUUUGUUAUAUAGCCCUAGGAACCAUAAACCGUCAAUGAAGAGGGUUAAUUUUCCCAGAGACAUGCCAAGUGGGCCAUGCCACGAGUGCAAGAAGUUGUCCACCCGCGUCGAAGAAGACAACUUUAAUGCCAAAUUAACCAGAGCAACACACUCGGCCGUUCAGAGACGGCAAUGGCAUUUGGCAAUCAUCCUCAGAAAGACGAUGCACGAGUUCACUAGGUUAUCUUACAAGCCUUCAUCCACUGCUGUCCUCGGUUUAAGUUUUGGCACAACACGUAGAUAGGCAGUCCAACGAAACCAACCUCCAUUACCUGAGUAAAAACAGCCUGAUAGCCAUAUAAGAAGUAAUUUAUUAGCCAAAAUUGCCCAAAAAGUCCUCCAAAUUCCCCAACUGAAAGUCUGAAAGGGUUAAGAUUUAAGAAGAACAAAGGCAGAGGUUUCCAGUAUGGCCAAGAAUCCUUCUUCACACAAGUUAGUACAUCCCCCAACAGUGGCAAAAGUAACACAACAAACCCAACCUAAAACCCAUUGGGUAAUGCCUUCACACAAAUAGAGCUGACCGUCCAAAAUAGCCGAAAAGAAGCUCAGCUCAGCCACUCCAAACCGAGCAAUACAAGCCUCAAAGACCAAUCCAUCCUCACUAGGAUCGCAAAAGGUAAACAAAUAAAAACACAAUCGCCAUUCAGGUCAAAACAAGCUUUAAAAAAGUGAACAAAAGUCCCACCAGUAGGACAAUCUGGCAGCAAAAAGUCACUGCCUUCCUCCAUCAAAUAGCAGUGAGAAUUGCAGCCUAACCAGGUCCAAAACAAGAUAAGCAUCAUCAGUCCUUUCUAAUCCACAAAACCAGCAUGUUUACCAUAAGUCUUGUACUUGCAUCAUUCAAAUAGCGGCUCAAGAACAGUAAGAAUAACGUGGUUCACAAACAACAGCUGAUUCAAAGUUCAAGAAUAGCAGCUCAAGAACGUUCCAUUGAUUCCAGUAGCUUCCUUCAUGUUACCAAUGUUGUUGUAAUCAUGUAGAAUGGCCCUUCCCAGUAAAUUUGCUAUUUAGAAAGAAUGGCAGUACCAAAUGCAGCUAGACAACCUUUCUCAUCCUCACUACAUUUCAAGAGACAUCACACAAUUAAUCAUCAAAGGACCAGUCAAAGCCAACACAAGUAAUGAGAUAUCAUCACAAAAACACCAAGGAAACCCGCACAAACAGUAGGGAAAAGGAGCAGGGACCUGAUGAACCAGAGGGCUCAAAAUCGCACUGUGAACAGUGGCGACGAGCUUCAUAUCUUCCUCAAUUCAAUGCAUUCUUCAACUGGAACAAAACUCAAUUUAAGAAUUAGAAGAAGCUUACCAGGUCGCUCAAUAUCCCCAAAGGAUUGGCCAUGAGUUAAGCAUGAACAGAAUUGAGUUUGGAAUUCAAGUUCGCGCGAUGAACAGUAAACUCGAGACCUUCAUUCAUUGAUUCAGCAGAAUUCUUGCCAAAAUCCAUCAAAUUGAAGUCAGAGGUGGACUCAUCUGGUGAAGACGAAUCCAAACAUCCAAAAUGCAUGCUCCAAUUUAGCAAGACGAAGGAGAAAUCGCGCUCAAGAGUUCUCGAUGAACAGUAGCGAUUGAGGCGUUGACCUUCAAAUCUCACACAAGUCCAGCGAAAAAGCUCAAAAAAAAAUGGAUUCCACUGCUGAAGACAAAUUUAGAGCUCCAAAAUGAGCAACAAAUCAAGGCGGAAGCAUCAGAUUAUGUUGGGCGUGAAUAGUCUUGCGACUGCCCAGCGAAAACCUUGCUAUGCUAUGUUUCGAAGCGAAACCUCCAAACUUUGAAUGCUAACCUACUGCUGACAGAUUUCGAUCUCAGGUACGGGAAACAUUGAUUCUAGUGAUACGUGUUCAACGUUUCUAUAUAUUCCAAAAUGUUGAAAAUCGACCGGAGCAUUUAGGUCCGGCGGCAUGACUUCGCCAGAAACCGACGAUCCAUCAUCAGAGGCUCAGAGCUAGUGCUCAGUUCCAUUGUCAGAACCAAAACCUUAAUAAUUUUAUGAAAUUGGG